Olea europaea var. sylvestris is the source of this 5858-nucleotide messenger RNA. RefSeq names its product histone-lysine N-methyltransferase SUVR5-like. Gene Ontology annotation, cellular component: nucleus. The transcript is spliced from 11 exons. Gene Ontology annotation, molecular function: protein binding; zinc ion binding; histone methyltransferase activity. The coding region runs from base 999 to 5513 and encodes 1504 amino acids. The record is from RefSeq and is a predicted model, not a curated record. Lineage: Eukaryota; Viridiplantae; Streptophyta; Magnoliopsida; Lamiales; Oleaceae.
CCCCCCCCCACAAUUUGGAGAUCUGACUGCAAAUUGGAGGCCAUUUUUUGCAAGAUGUGACUUUUUGAUGGGGUUAAAAGCAUCAAGUUUUGAAGCAAAAGGUGGAAAUCAUCCACUAUUUUGACCUUGCGGUGUUCAGUGCAAAUAUUUGACGGAGAAUAUGAUUUCCAGCCCUUUUUUUUUUUUUUUUUUCCCCUGGGGCUUGAAUUUGUAUAUAAUAUACUUGGUCUAUGUAUUUAUGCAGAUACGAUUAGUCGGCGUAUAGUUGUCGUGGAAUGAGCUGAGAAAAGUUGAAUAAUGAGUAUUAUUAAUGACAAUAUGUGGCAUAGGCAUAUUUGAUCUUCACAUUAACUUUUAUUCAUUUUGAAAAAAUUGAAGUAAUUGUUUUUUAUGAAACCCUUUCUAAUUUCUAUGUUUUAUUCUGCAAAAAAAUCAUUUGGAUUUUAAUUUGCUUAAUUUAUGGUAAAUUUCAACAUCUUAUUAUUUAUUGAAGAUUAUUGGAAUUUUUACUGUAAUAUAUUUACUUGUAUUCAAGGUUGGUUGGGAGUGUGACUAGAUCAUAAGAUAUCGAGAACGUCAGUUAUAAAUCUUUAUAUUGGAAAGGUGAGAAGUGGUUAAUUUCACGAAACCAAGAAAUGAUAUAAAUAAUAAUAUAAGAAGCAUGUUAAAUAAAUCAAAUGUUUCAUUUAUAUAUAUAUUAGAAACUUGUUAAAUGUAUCAAAUAUUAAUAUAUGUAUACUAGUUUCCUGUUGUACAUGCAUAUUAUUUUUUACUUGUUAGUAAGGUCGUCUUUGGCUAGACUGGUGAAGGCAAAUUACUGGAGGCAAGUAGAUCCGGAUUUCACUACACUCAGCUGUUCCCCGGGUUAUUUUGAUCCUUUGGCAAGGCAAGUUGUUGGAGCCCUGACAUCUGUAAUUUCCCCGUGUUAGGCUGUGGAUAUGUUUCGGGUUAACUGACAUUUGAACAUCACCUGCCUCUAAAACUUCUAGUAUUAAGUUAUGGAAGUGAUUCCCCGUUCUGGGGUAAAUAGUGUUGGAGAAUCUAAUUGCCCCGAACAGGAAUCAAAUGCACCUCUCAAGUGUGAUGGAAAAUCAGACUGCGUUGAAGAUGUCGUACCAGUUAAAGCUGCAGAGCUCAAAGUAGACGACAUAAUGCUUGAUGUGGGAAGGCCUCUCGAAGAGAGAAAGGGUGGAGAUCAGUUUAUUCUCCAAGGAGUGCCUGCUUCAGAACGCUUCUGUAAUGGAGAUGGUUAUUAUGACUCUGAUGCUGACCGACAAAAUUUAUCUUCUGAUUCCUACAAUUUUGCAGACGAUAACUUAGACAAACAAGGUGAUUUAGGAGGAUCAAACCCUGUGUCUGAGAAAUCCCAGUUCGCUGUGGAUACAGCUGAAAGUGGACUACAUUCUAAAAACCAGGAGGGAGAAUCAUCUCAUUCAGAAAUCCACCUAGAACAAGAUGAGCCUGUAGCAGUGUGGGUGAAGUGGAGAGGGAAGUGGCAACCAGGAAUUAAAUGUGCAAGAGUGGACUGGCCAUUAUCGACUUUGAAAGCAAAACCAACUCAUGACAGGAAACAGUAUAUUGUAAUCUUCUUUCCUCGCACAAGAAAUUAUUCUUGGGCAGAUGUACAGCUAGUUUGUCCAAUUAGUGAAUUUCCGCAGCCCAUUGCAUAUAAGACACACAAAGUAGGUGCAAAGGCGGUCAAAGAUUUGACUCUUGCUCAUCGGUUCAUCAUGCAAAAGCUGGCUGUUGGAAUGCUAAAUAUUCUUGAUCAAUUAAAUUGCGAGGGUCUGGAAGAGACUGCUCGUGAGGUGAUGGUUUUGAAGGAAUUUUCGAUGGAAGCUUCCCGCUGUAAAGGUUAUUCUGAUCUUGGAAGGAUGCUUGUGAAACUUCAAAAUAUGAUACUGCAGCACUGCUUAAGUUCAAAUUGGCUGCAAUAUUCUCAGCAGUCUUGGGUGCAUCGAUGCCAGGAUGCAAGUAGUGCUGAAUGCAUUGAAAUGCUGAAAGAUGAAUUGUCCGAUUCUAUCAUCUGGGAUGAGGUAAAUUCACUUGCAAAUGCAGCAGCACCAGUUGAGCCGGCCUCUGAGUGGAAGAGCUGGAAACAUGAUGUUAUGAAAUGGUUUUCAAUCUCGCAUCCAAUAUCCACUGGUGGAGGCUCAGAGCAACCAAUUAAUGAUAGUCCACCUACCAUGGAGCUUCAAACUAACAGAAAGAGGCCCAAGCUUGAAGUUCGUCGUGCUGAUACUCAUGCAUCACAUGUAGACAUUCAGAAUUCACAUCAGGCUGUUCCUGUGGAAAUUGACUCUAGUUUCUUUAAUGGCCGUGAUGUUGUAAACACUAUAUCAUUAGGUUCUGUGCUUCCAAAGCAAGAAAUUUCCACUGCGGAUGCUGCUUUGGCAGGGUCUUCGGAUUGCGUAGCUAACAAAUGGGAUAACAUUGUUGUUGAGGCUGGAAAUAUGGAGGUGAUUCAGUCUAAAGAUGUGGAGAUGACUCUUGUUAAUGUUACCCAGAAGUCCUUGGACCCUGGAAGUCAUAAUCGACAGUGUGAUGCUUUCAUUGAAUCUAAAGGAAGGCAAUGUGUGAGGUAUGCCAGCGAGGGGGAUGUCUAUUGUUGUGUGCAUUUGGCUUCUCGUUUUGUUGGGAAUUCAGCAAAAGGUGAAGUAACGCCUUCUGCUGACCCGCCAAUGUGUGAAGGUACCACCGUUCUUGGUACUAAAUGCAAACAUCGAGCUCUAAUUGGAACUUCUUUCUGUAAGAAACAUAGGCCUCACAGUAGUAAAGAAAUGAAUCCUCCUGAUAAAAGACUUAAAAGGAGGCACGAAGAAAGUUUCAUGAGUUCAGAGAUUAAAUAUCCGACAAAAAUUGUACAUGCUGGAAAAGUUGAAGCUCCUGCCCAAGUAGAUCCACCAUCUUUAAUGAGAAAAGGAUCCCUCAACGAAAGCAGCUUAGGUGAGAUGCCUGUUCAGCCCCAAGAAGAGAAUAAAAGUGAUGAGAUGGUUCACUGCAUAGGGAGUAGCAGUGAACCUUGCUUAGAAAGUCCUAUACGGCAUUCACUAUACUGCGACACCCACCUACCAAGCUGGCUUAAACGUGCAAGAAAUGGCAAGAGUAGGAUAGUAUCAAAGGAAGUGUUUAUAGAGCUCCUGAAAUAUUGUUGUUCAAGGGAGCAAAAAUUGCAUUUGCACCAAGCCUGUGAACUCUUUUACAGGCUUUUCAAAAGUAUCCUAUCUUUGAGAAACCCAGUUCCAAAGGAAGUUCAAUUUCAGUGGGCCAUUUCUGAAGCUUCCAAAGAUAUUAGGGUCGGGGAGUUCUUGAUGAAGCUGGUACGCAGUGAAAAGGAGAGGCUGAAGAAGCUCUGGCGAUUUUCAGAUAACCAAAACAUUCAAGCCUCCUCUGUUGAGGAAUCAGUUUCUAAUCCUAUUCCGGUGUGUAAUGAUAUGGAUGAAGACAGUCAAAAUGUCAUAAAGUGCAAAAUUUGCUCAGAUAAGUUUCUUGAUGACCAAGCUUUAGGGACACACUGGAUGGGUAGUCAUAAAAAAGAGGCACAAUGGCUUUUUAGGGGCUAUGUUUGUGCAAUCUGCUUGGAUUCUUUUACUAAUAAAAAGGUCUUGGAAACUCAUGUGCAGGAGAGGCACCACGUGCAAUUUGUUGAACAGUGCAUGCUUUUGCAGUGCAUUCCUUGUGCUAGCCAUUUUGGGAAUCCGGAGCAGUUAUGGUUGCAUGUGCUCUCAGUUCAUGCUUCCAACUUAAAGCUGUCAAAUGCUGCUGCAAAGCAAGACCAAGGAUCUUGGCAAAGAGUUGAGCCGAAAAUGUCAGAUCCUGUAGAAAAUAUAAACUCUGAGAAUCAUUCUGGUCUCCGGAGAUAUACUUGCAGGUUUUGUGGAUUAAAGUUUGAUUUGCUACCUGAUCUUGGACGCCAUCAUCAGGCUGCUCAUAUGGGACCAACUUCUGUUGGUCCUCACCUGACAAAAAAGGGAAUUCAAUUUUAUGCACAGAAAUUGAAAUCGGGGAGACUUACUCGUCCUCGAUUUAAAAAAGGUUUGAAUUCAGCAUCAUAUAGGAUUAGGAAUAGAAGUGUGCAAAAUUUGAAAAAACGUGUGCAGGCAUCAUUUUCAAUUAGUCCAGCCGAAAUUACGGUUAACUCUAAUGCAGCUGAGGCUGCAACUGAGGCUGCCAAUCUCGGUAGAUUAGUCGAUACUCAAUGUUUAGCUGUGGCAAAGCUAUUGUUUUCUGAAAUUAAGAAAACAGAACCACGGCCAAGCAACUCAGAGAUUUUAUUAAUAGCUCGCUCUGCUUGCUGCAAGCUAAGCCUGCAAGCUUCAUUGGAGACAAAAUAUGGAAUCCUGCCAGAACGGAUAUACCUGAAAGCUGCCAAACUAUGCAGUGAGCAUAACAUCCCAGUGGAAUGGCACAAAGAGAGCUUCAUUUGUCCCAAAGAGUGCACACCAAUUGAAAGACCACCCCUACCAUCUCUGGCGGUGCACUCAUCGGACAAUAUAGUCAAGACCAGAAAUGCUGUUGCAUCAAACCUUUUAACCAAUGAGUGGACAAUGGACGAGUCUCAUUGUGUCAUUGAUUCCCGACAUUUCACCCAGGAUCUUGCAGAGAGAAAUAUUAUUUUAUGUGAUGACAUAAGUUUUGGACAGGAAUCAGUUCCAAUAGCUUGUGUGGUGGACGAAAGUCUUUUGAAUGCGGAUGGGUCUGAUGGCCAAAUUACUGAAUAUUCCUUUCCUUGGGAGAGCUUUACCUACGUCACGAAACCAUUGCAUGAUCAAUCCCUAAUACUUGAAGCAGAGAGUUCUCAAUUGGGGUGUGCUUGUGCAUAUUCAAGGUGCUCAUCAGAAAUGUGCGACCAUGUGUAUCUUUUUGACAAUGAUUAUGAAGAUGCAAAAGACAUAUAUGGCAAGCCCAUGCGUGGCAGGUUUCCCUAUGAUGAGAGAGGUCGAAUUAUUCUUGAGGAGGGCUACCUAAUUUAUGAAUGCAAUCAGAGAUGCUGCUGCAGUAAAACUUGUCAGAAUAGGGUUUUGCAAAAUGGAGUGCAAGUGAAGUUGGAAAUAUUCAAAACAGAGAAAAAGGGUUGGGCAGUAAGGGCGAGAGAAGCAAUACUUCGUGGCUCCUUUGUGUGUGAGUAUAUUGGAGAGGUCAUAGAUGAGCAAGAAGCAAACGAGAGACUCAAUAGCAGGUAUGACAACGAAAGUUGCAGGUAUUUUUAUGAGAUCAAUGCUCACAUUGAUGACGUGAGCAGAUUGAUAGAAGGCCAAGUUCCAUAUGUUAUUGAUGCGACAAACUAUGGAAACAUUUCACGUUUCAUUAAUCACAGUUGCUCGCCAAAUCUCGUGAAUUACCAAGUUCUUGUUGAAAGCAUGGAUAGUCAUCUUGCACACAUUGGCCUCUACGCCAUUCGAGAUAUAGCUGUAGGUGAAGAAUUGACAUAUGACUUCCGCUACUUGCUAUUGCCUGGAGAAGGAUGUCCUUGCCUAUGUGGAUCUUCCAAUUGCCGGGGAAGGCUUUAUUAAAUUAUUUGUUUAUACUCAUGCGAGCUUUGCAGCAUUCAGAGGCUGCCGCCAUCCUGUAAUAAGGGACAAGAUUUUGAGGCCUGACAGACAUUUCUUGCAGUACGCAAGAGGUAACUGCAUGGUUCUUCAAUCGCCAUAAAAUUUUUGAGUCGUGCUUCUGCAGCUUUGGGAUUUUCUUACCAAUGUGCUAUUGUAGUUUUGGUCUUGUUAUCUGGAUCACUGUCAUAGGAUAACUUAUCGCCUUUUCGCUUUGGAUCAUUGUAUUACACUGCUAAUUUGUGCAACAUAAAUGCAGAAUUUUCCCCUCAAUUUUCUUCUUGGGAGUGCAUAGACCAUCUUGUUUGA